Molecule: messenger RNA, 6575 nt
Organism: Pyrgilauda ruficollis (rufous-necked snowfinch)
Lineage: Eukaryota; Metazoa; Chordata; Aves; Passeriformes; Passeridae
Gene: RB1CC1
Product: RB1 inducible coiled-coil 1
Exons: 24
Coding region: 244-5013 (1589 amino acids)
Biological process (GO): autophagosome assembly; autophagy of peroxisome; reticulophagy
Cellular component (GO): Atg1/ULK1 kinase complex; phagophore assembly site membrane; extrinsic component of membrane
Molecular function (GO): molecular adaptor activity; protein kinase binding
Source: RefSeq, a predicted model, not a curated record
CGGGCCCGGUCGCGCGGCGCGGGGGGGGACGCGCCGCCACCGCCGCAGGAUGAGCGGCGCUGCCGGCGCGGGACCCGGGGAUCUUCUCUGGCUUUGAACAGCCAUGCUACUCUGUUGCCAAAAAUCAAGUAAAGUGAAUGUGUGCUUGAAUUUGAAGAAGGCGGUAGCUCUGUACAAUGCCUGAAGUUUCUAAAUGAUUUUAGCGGUGGAAGUUACAAACUUCAGAGACCUAAAGAAAUCAUCAUGAAGCUAUAUGUAUUUUUGGUCAACACUGGAACUACCCUUACAUUUGAUACUGAACUUGCUGUACAAAAUGUGGCUGAUCUGAAACAUGCAAUUCAAACAAAGUAUAAGAUUGCCAUUCAACACCAAGUACUGGUUGUCAAUGGAGGAGAGUGUAUGGCACCAGACAGAAGAGUGUGUAGUUACAGUGCUGGAACAGACACCAACCCAAUUUUUUUAUUCAACAAAGAAAUGAUCUUGUGUGAACGUCCACCAGCUAUCCCCAAAACCACGUUUUCAGCAGAGAAUGAGAUGGAAUUGAAAGUAGAAGAAUCUCUUAUGAUGCCUGCAGUGUUUCAUACAGUAGCAUCACGAACACAGCUUGCUGUGGAAAUGUAUGAGGUUGCCAAGAAGCUUUGCUCCUUUUGUGAAGGUCUUGUACAUGAUGAACAUCUUCAGCAUCAAGGCUGGGCUGCCAUCAUGGCCAACUUGGAAGAUUGUACAUACUCUUACCAAAAGCUGCUUUUCAAGUUUGAAAAUGUGUAUUCAAGCUAUUUGCAGUCCAUAGAUGAUAUCAAAUUGAAACUUACACACUUGGGUUCUGCUGUUUCUAUCAUGGCCAAGAUACCACUGCUGGAGUGCCUAACAAGACAUAGUUACAGAGAGUGUUUAGGAAGACUGGAGUCUUCACCUGAACAUGGAGGAGCAGAAAGUGAAGAAACUGAGGAUGGGAAAUCUCCUGAAUUGGUGCUUUAUCCUGAUGUAUCUAAAGUGAACAGUAAAUCAAUGUUAGCAUCAUUUUGCAAGUCAGUUGAACAUUCAGCUUUGGAAGGCACAGAUCCUGAAAAUGUAAAAGAUGAUAAGGAAUCUGGUCAAAAUGCUACUGUCCAGGACAAUGAAAUGUCGGUAGAAUUGAAAAAUGAUGAUCAGCCUUCCUUCAAUGUGUCUUUGUUAGACUGGAUAAAUGGUCAAGAUAGACCUAAUGAUGUUGAAUCCCUGGUCAGAAAAUGUUUUGAUUCCAUGAGCAGGCUUGAUCCAAGGAUCAUCCAACCCUUUCUGGCAGAAUGUCGCCAAACUAUCGCCAAACUAGAUAAUCAGAACAUGAAGGCUAUUAAAGGUCUUGAGGAUAGACUCUAUGCAUUGGACCAGAUGAUAGCAAGCUGUAGCAGACUGGUGAAUGAACAGAAAGAACUUGCUCAGGGAUUUUUGGCUAAUCAGAAGAGAGCUGAGAACUUGAAAGAUCCUUCUGUGCUGCCUGAUUUGUGUUUGAGUCAUGCAAAUCAGCUGAUGAUUAUGUUAACUAAUCACAGAAAACUGUUAGAUAUUAAACAGAAAUGUACCACUGCCAAACAGGAGCUUGCAAAUAAUCUGCAAGUCAGACUGAAGUGGUGUUGUUUUGUAAUGCUUCAUGCUGACCAAGAUGGAGAGAAACUACAAGCACUGCUUCGUCUUGUAACAGAGCUUCUAGAAAGGGUCAAAGUUGUCGAGGCUCUCAGCACUGUUCCUCAGAUGUACUGUUUAGCUGUUGUUGAAGUUGUGAGGAGAAAAAUGUUCAUAAAACACUACAGGGAGUGGGCGGGUGCUUUGAUAAAAGAUGGGAAACAUCUAUAUGAAGCUGAAAAGGCAAAAAGGGAAUCUUUUGGUAAACUCUUUAGGAAGUCCUUUCUAAGGAAUCGUUUGUUUAGAGGACUUGACUCCUGGCCUCCAUCCUUUUGUACACGAAAACCUCGCAGAUUUGACAGUGAGCUUCCAGAUAUCUCGUUGAGCGACUUGCAAUUUUUGCAGUCUUUCUGUCCUUCAGAAGUUCAGCCAUUACUCAGGGUUCCCAUACUUUGUGACUUUGAACCUCUUCACCAGCAUGUACGUGCUCUACAUAACCUGGUCAAGGCAGCACAGAGUUUGGAUGAAAUGUCACAAACUAUUACAGACCUGCUGAAUGAACAAAAGGCCUCCAAUAGUCAAGCAUCGCCACAAUCUGCUACCACACCAAGGAUGGAAAGUACUACAGGAACCGCAAUUGCUACCUCUUCAAGAACUCCUCCAUCACUCAGUCUUCAGGGUCCCCUGUGUCCUCCUGUGUGUCCCCCAGCUCCAUUAGAAGAAUUGUCCCCGGACAGCAUUGAUGCUCACACAUUCGAUUUUGAAACUAUUGCCCAUCCGAACUUGGAGCAAGCUCUUAAGCAAGGAUCAUUAGACUUGGAUUCAUUGGCAGAGAGUCCCGAAUCUGACUUUAUGUCAGCAGUAAAUGAAUUUGUAAUAGAAGAAAAUCCAGUGUCUCCUAAUGUAAUAAGUGACCCACAAAGCCCAGAAAUGAUGGUGGAAUCUCUUUAUUCUUCAGUUAUCAAUGCAAUAGACAGUAGGCGUAUGCAAGAUACAAGUUCUUGUGUAAAGGAUGUUUCUGUAGAAAAUGCUUCUCUCAGUGUUUGUGUGGAGAAGUGUAGGGUUAUUGCUCAAGACUCAAAGGUACAUUUAAAAGGUAUAAAAGAAGAUCUUUGCCAUUUCAGAACACUUGUACAAAGAGAACAGUGUGACUUUUCUAAUUCUUUAAAAUGUACUUCCUUAGAAAUAGUAAAUACAAUUGAAAAGGUAAAGCUUUCACUUGAAAAAACACUAAAUGAUAAACAUCAAAAUGAAUUACAGUCUUUGAAAAGUGAGUAUGAAACUAAAAUUAAUAAAUUAUUGGAGGAUGGUGAAGAAAAUAAAAAGAAAAUCAAAAAGUUAAAAGGUGACCUGUUAGGUCUUGAGGAAGUUCUUCAGAAUAAGAAUGAUGAAUUUGCAAUAGUAAAGAAUGAGAAAGAAGCUGUAGUUUGCCUUCAGAAUGAAAAAGACCAGAAAUUACUUGAAUUGGAAUGCCAAAUGGAGACACAAAAUUCUGAAAUCAAGGAACUGAGGCUGUCACGUGAAAUUGUACUUGAAGACUUGAAAAAACUUCAUGUUGAAAACAACGAGAAACUGCAACUCCUGAGGGCAGAACUUGAGAGUUUAGAGCAAAGCCAUUUAAAAGAACUGGAAAGCAACCUACAAGCCAGGCAUUUACAGGAAUUUGAGAAGGUCCUAGCUGAGCACAAGGACUGUUUGGAUAAAUUGAAAAAAGAGAACGAGCAUAGACUUGAACAAAUGCAGGAGUCUCAUGAGGUAGUUAUGCAAGAGAAACAACAACAAGUAGAAGAGCUACAACUCAAGGUUUCAGAUCUGUCUGAUUUGAGGUGCAAACUAGAAGUUGAACUUGCCCUGAAAGAGGCAGAAACUGAUGAAAUGAAGCUUCUUUUGGAAGAAAGCAGAAACCAGCAACAAGAGACCUUAAGAUCUCAGGUUGACAAGGAAACUGAAAGCUUAAGAAAGGAAAUAGAUAAAUUAAACAAUAAAAUACAAAUCAGCAGUGAUGAAUAUCAAGUGGGCUUAUCAGAACUAAGGACUCUGAUGACAAUUGAGAAAGAUCAGUGUAUUUCUGAGCUAAUAAAUAGGUAUGAAGAAGAAUCAAAUUUGCUUAGAACUGAAUUAAAUAAAGUAACGCUUCUUCAUCAAAAAACUGCUGAGGCAGAAAAAAGACUUUCAGAGCAAAUAACAGAACUGCAAAGUAAGUUAGAGUUGGAAAUGACUGCCCUAGAGAAGGAAAAAACAGAAAACUUGUCUCUCUGUGAGCAGCAGGAAAAAUAUGAAGCUAUUAUCCAUAAGCUAAAGGAAGAGCAAGAACUAUUAAUAUCUAACCAAGAGCAAGACAGGCAGUUGCUCAUUCAGAAGCUCAAUUGUGAAAAAGAGGAUGCAGUGCAAACUGCUUGUAAAGAGUUGGAAUUACAGAGGGAAGCUGCUGAAAAAGGGCUUUUGGAAAAAAUAAUGCAACUUGAGAUGCAAGUGAAUCAGAGUCCUCCUGCUGAAUCAUCUGCUGAAUCAAACUUAGUCGCUGAACUUCAGGAGAAGCUUCAGGAAGAAAAAAUGAAGUUCUUAGAGCAACUUGAAGAACAAGAGAAAAGAAAGAAUGAAGAAAUGCAGAACAUCAGAACAUCACUCACUGCAGAGCAGCAGACCAACUUUAACACUGUUCUGGCAAGAGAGAAAAUGAAAAAAGAAAACAUAAUUAAUGAUCUUAGUGACAAAUUAAAAGUGCUUACACAACAGCAAGAAAAAGAUAAGGAUUUGAUUGAAACACUUUCUGAAGAUAGAGCUCGCUUACUUGAAGAGAAGAAGAAACUUGAAGAAGAAGUUAGUAAACUGAGAAGUAGUAAUUUUUCUCCAUCAACCUACUUGGCAGCAGCAUCAGAAGCCUGUGGGGCCUGUGCAGCUGAUGUGCCCACAGACACAGAGAGAUUGGUUGCUGACUUUGGGGCUGAGGGGAGAAUGGAUUCCACGAUGGAAACCAGUAUGAUGGCUGUGCAUGAAAAUGUUCAUAUGUCUGAAGAAAAGCAGAGGAUAAUGUUGCUAGAAAGAACUUUGCAGUUGAAAGAAGAGGAAAAUAAGAGAUUAAAUCAAAGAUUGAUGUCCCAAAGUAUGUCAUCAGUAUCCUCAAGACAUUCUGAAAAAAUAGCAAUUAGAGAGAGACCACCAAGCCCUAACUUGAUUAAAAUUUCUGCUUUUAAUGAAAAUACCAGUAAUAUCCUGGUACCUAUAACUGCUUAUUCAAAAUACUGCAUACAUUUCUCUUUAGCAUCGGGUGCAUCUAGGAGACCGUGGGUGCUAGGAAAAGUGAUGGAAAAGGAGUAUUGCCAGGCAAAAAAGGCACAAAACAGAUUCAAAGUUCCUUUGGGUACAAAAUUCUACAGAGUGAAAGCAGUACCAUGGAACAAGAAAGUAUAACACAACAAAGUUUUAGUUCAUUCUGUCUCCAUUCUUUUUUGACUUGUCCUUCAGUGCUCGUUCAUCGCUCCAAAUACCAGGCCAUCUUUUUAUACUGAGGUCAUGUGACAAGAUACGUCAUUGAUGUACUGCUUUUACUUUUUAACAGGUGACAUUUUAGAAAUUCAUCAAAAACUCUGGCCCUAACUGCUUCGAUUUUUUUACCCAGAUAACUUUAAGAGUGUGGACCAAAUGAGUUCAUUUUCUCUAAGGGCAACCACAUGAAACAUGGUUUGUUUGCCAUGUUAAUUGCCUGUUAAAUAUACAUUAGCUUGUAUUUAGAUGUUAAAUGUUAGUUACCAUUAUUACCAGCAUAUGUCCUUUUGUGAAAUCAUUAUCAAAGUACUUGCACUCUUUAACAGAUUCUUUAUAUGUGUAAAAUUCAUCAACUAUUUAAAGAGGGUGUUCAUUGCAUGCAGAUAAUCAUAUAAUUUUUCUUCAACGUGAGUUUGCCUCAGUAGAUGAAUAAAAAUAACUACUGCAGCUUGUUUCAUUACAUGAAAAUGCUCUUUAAUGUUAAAAAACCCUUGUAAUUUGGUGGACUGAUUUUGAAAAUCAGUCACAGUUAGAUCUGCAAUCUUCAAAAGCACUUUCGAUGGAUUGAUCACACAGAUUCUGAAGGGAAGACACCUGUGCUGUUUAUUCAAGGUGAAGCACUUGUUCUUCCCAACAAAACAGAAGUCUUGUAUUAAUCUAUUUAGAAAAAUCAUAUUGAUGAAAUUGUAUUUCAUGGUUGAGUUUCAGGAAAAAACUCAUUGUACAUUAACCAUACAAGAGUCAUUUAAGUAACAAAUUAUUGUAAUUGUAAAAGACAUGUAGAAUUUUAAAACAAUAAAGAUUUGAAACUGUAUGUGUUCGAAGUAUUUGUGUGCCUUUUAAAUACCAUCUCUAAUAUUUAUUUCAUGUUAAUCUGUUGCAUCUUUAUGAUUUCUCCAGCGGUUUCAUUACAUAGAAAUAUCCAAAUUUUCUAUGAGAGGUAGUAAUUUUCAAAAGCAUUUGGGAAUUACAAGAAUUACCUUGUAAUCAUCAAAAUGAAUUUAAAUAGACAGAAAUUUUAAUUUUGUCAGCAUAUUAAAUGCAUAAGUGACAUGUUUUAGUAGUUAUACUGCCUACAUUUUUAAAAUGUAGUCUUAUUUAUUUUAUUUUUAAUAACAGUAUAAAAGGGAUGUACUAUAAAUAUGUAACCAAUGGAAAGUGAAUUUAUGAGUUCAGCUAUGAGCUUAUGCCUUGCAGAUUCAAUUCAUAGUUAUUCAGCUGUGAUUUGUCUUCAGGUGUGGAGUGGAAGAGGAGGAGGUAAAGAAACGACCACAUGAAAAUCUCAGUGCUUCUGCUCAUACGUUUCAAAUAAUAUUUCUCUAGACUAACCAGUCCAGUUGAAUAGCCAGAAACAUCUGUAUAUGCUUUAUUUAAAAUUUUGUUCCAUAAAAACUUUAAGUUUGGGUUUUUAUGAAAUGCAUGGGCUUGUAACUGUAUCAUAUCUUUGAUUAAAUAAAUCUAAGACAAUUGAUCUGUGGAAAACAGAA